GAAUAGAAAGCUGGCCAUGGAUUUUCGCCUGGCCAAGUCUACCUCAAUUCGUUCAUUUUUACUGCAUUGCGCAGGAUCCUAUCCUAUUACGGCAGAGAGCAGUGCUAGGGCACUCGCCUCCUGCACUCUCCAGCCAACACUUCCACUUUCAUUGGGCCACGCUCGUCUACUUCAUCUGUCAACUUUCCGGUACACCCUGUUGAAGGUAGCAGACCGGAGACACCUAAAUCUUUCCUCUCAGGAAAAAGGUGUUUAUAAAUGCAAAAGAAAAUUCGUUGCUCAUUCCGCAAGGAGGACAUGUUGGAUUAGAGUGGAGAAAAAAAGAGAGAUAAAGGUUGGGCUCUCCAACGAGGGAGACAAAUGCAAAAAGUUGGUGAUCGGAAUUGUGCUUCGUUUUGUAGUUAAAGUGCCUUUUUCCGGCAGCGUAUAUCCUUGUUGUUCGAUUCCACUGAUUAUGAAAAUGCUUACUCUGUUACAGGAGCCUUUUUUUCCCUCUUAGGAUUUUUUCAAUCUGUUAUUUUAUAAAUAUUUAGUUCCCAGCAUUUUUUUUUUAUUGCUCUAGCUUUUCAGUUGAAUUUGAUGAUAUCUGAAUUUGAUAUUUGAAAAAAAAAAAAGAAGAAGAAGAAGAAGAAGAAGUAUUGUGCAGGAUCAAGAAAUAUGCUCAUAUUCUUCUCAUGAUGUUACUUUUUCUGGGAUCUUUCUUUCUUUCAUUAAAUUCUUGGAGUACAGUUUAGUAGCAUGCUCUAAUACUGCACAUUUGCAAGCCUCUCACACGCAUGUUGUGCAUACCUUUUCAAUGACAGUAACUAGUUAAUUUUUUCCAUCAUUGAGCUAACGUCUGGAAAUUGGUUAACAUUUAUGGUUUUGCUAUUCAGGUAAACAGCUUUAUUCUUGCAACUUGAAAUUGCUUCUUCCAUUCUUUGAUUCUCCAUCAAUUGGAUUGCAAACAAUUGAAAAGGGGCUUUUACUUCCGAAAUUUAUGCUGAGGAUUGUAUUUUUGAAGAUCCAACUAUUAGAUUUCAAGGUUAACUUGAGGUUGCUUCUUCCUUUCUUUGAUUCUCCAUCAAUUGCAUUACAAACAAUUAAAACGGUAGUCUUUCU
This is a messenger RNA of Rubroshorea leprosula, 1101 nucleotides long. The record is from the annotation of a GenBank genome assembly. NCBI's taxonomy places the organism in Eukaryota, Viridiplantae, Streptophyta, Magnoliopsida, Malvales, Dipterocarpaceae.